Molecule: messenger RNA, 1783 nt
Organism: Varanus komodoensis (Komodo dragon)
Lineage: Eukaryota; Metazoa; Chordata; Lepidosauria; Squamata; Varanidae
Gene: RENBP
Product: renin binding protein
Exons: 10
Coding region: 162-1376 (404 amino acids)
Biological process (GO): N-acetylmannosamine metabolic process; N-acetylglucosamine metabolic process; carbohydrate metabolic process
Molecular function (GO): peptidase inhibitor activity; N-acylglucosamine 2-epimerase activity
Source: RefSeq, a predicted model, not a curated record
GUUACUUUGCCGGAGAUCUUAACUGUGCUUGCCCCAGGUCUUCCUUCUCAUGGCUGGGUCAUAUCCUGGAAUGUGCUGACACAGCUGAUAGAAAGCUUUCUCCACCCCCAAAAUAAUCUCGUCCCUGCAUUUGUGCCGAAGCAGCAGCGACAGCAGCAAGAAUGGAGUUGCAGACGCUACGGAGCUGGCAUGGAUGGAUCUCUCAAGAGCUGGACACCGUGAUGGAUUUCUGGCUGCGGCAUUCACAUGAUGAAGAAUAUGGGGGGUUCUUUACAUGUCUGGGCCAGGAUGGGAAAGUUUAUGAUGACUUGAAAUACAUCUGGUUGCAAGGAAGGCAGGUGUGGAUGUACAGUCGGUUGUAUCGAAAGCUACCAAGAUUCAGGCGCCCCGAACUCCUGCAGGCUGCCCGAGCAGGUGGGGAUUUCUUGCUCCGGCACGCACGCAUCACCCCUUCCCAGAAGUGUGCCUUUGUGCUAACCCGUGACGGGCGCCCUGUGAAAAUCCAGCGCACCAUUUUUAGCGAGUGCUUCUAUGUGCUUGGGCUGGAUGAACUUGGACGAGCAACAGGGGAAUCCCAUUACCAGACAGAAGCCCUGAAGAUGAUGGAAGCCAUUGUGCACUGGGUUAGGGAAGAUCCCUCUGAGCUGGGACGGCCACAGCUAGCCGGAGCAGUCCUCCAUGACACGAUGGCUGUUCCCAUGAUGCUCCUCAACCUGGUGGACCAGCUGUCCGAAGGAGACGCAGAAACUGCAAGCCGCUUCAGCGAGCUGGGAAGCUGGUCUGCUCAGCGAAUACUCAUGCACGUGCAGAGGAGUGGCACUGCUGUGUUGGAGAAUGUUUCUGAAGAUGGCAAGGAACUGCCAGGUUGCCUGGGAAGACAACAGAAUCCUGGCCAUGCACUUGAAGCAGGCUGGUUUCUGCUCCGUCAUGCUCAGCGCCAGCGUAACUCGGCCCUUCUGUCACAGGUGGUGGAGAAGUUCAUCAAGCAGCCAUUCCGUUCAGGCUGGGACCCUGAACAGGAAGGGCUCUUCGCCUUUCAGGAUGUCGAUGGGCUCUGCCCCACACAGCUAGAGUGGAAAAUGAAGCUUUGGUGGCCACAUACAGAGGCCAUGAUUGCAUUCCUGAUGGGUUUUGCUGAGACGCGAGAUCAGGAGCUCCUGGAGCUGUUUGACCAGGUGGCAAAAUACACCUUUGCCAAGUUCCACGACCCGGAGACAGGCGAAUGGUUUGGCUACUUAACCCAGGAAGGCAAGGUGGCUCUCACAAUCAAAGGAGGGCCAUUUAAAGGCUGUUUCCAUGUCCCUCGUGCUCUCUAUAUGUGUGAAGAAAUUCUGGAGUCGCUCAUAAAGGAGACUGAACCUACCAUUCAGGAAUGAAAUGUUCCCCUGACUUACACUGAGUCAGGGGGAAGGUCUUUUCCAUAUUUUGCCUCUGAGGAACUUAUGUCCUAUCAUGCUUCUCUCCAAUCAUGAUAGAAAACUGAAGAACAUCCUUUCCUUCACUUCUCAUUUCAGUUCCAACAGCCAUCUUUCGACUUCUUGUUUUGGCAGCACCAUUUAGAACAAGUUUACUGUACAGCUGGACUUAGGCUUACAAGAGCAGAGUGGUAGUUAACAGUAUUGUGGUUCUGUAAUGAUGGGCAGGUGAAUUUUUUUAAUGCCCUCAUUCUCACUCUAGUUAUGGGGCCUUUGCUACUUGCACUCUCCCUACCCUCUGCCUACCACCUGCCCCUUCUUCUGGAUCUAUGAAAUAAUCAGUGUAAAAAAAUGCAGAAUGGAAAACA